This is a messenger RNA of Rattus rattus (black rat), 3499 nucleotides long. RefSeq names its product basic helix-loop-helix family member a15 (gene Bhlha15). Gene Ontology annotation, molecular function: protein dimerization activity. The transcript is spliced from 2 exons. The record is from RefSeq and is a predicted model, not a curated record. Bases 119 to 712 code for a protein of 197 amino acids. NCBI's taxonomy places the organism in Eukaryota, Metazoa, Chordata, Mammalia, Rodentia, Muridae.
GGUGGCUAAAGCGACGUGUCCUUGUCCCCCGUGGGCAGCCUCUGCGCGUACGGCCUCGGAUCCCCAGUCGGAAGGGCCUCUCCCAGCCACCACCUCCUGGGAAAAACAGCCUAGAGCUAUGAAGACCAAGAACAGGCCCCCUCGGCGCCGGACACCCAUGCAGGACACAGAAGCCACCCCGGGAGAGCAGACGCCUGACAGACCCCAGUCAGGCUCAGGGGUAUCAGAGGUGACCAAGGGUCUUCGGAGCAGGACAGCCCGUGCGAGCGGAACUCGGGCAGAGGUCAGCCGCCGGCGACAGGGGUCCAGCAGCCGCAGGGAGAACAGCGUUCAGAGGCGGCUGGAGAGCAAUGAGCGAGAAAGACAACGGAUGCACAAACUGAACAAUGCUUUCCAGGCGCUGCGGGAGGUCAUCCCGCAUGUGCGGGCCGACAAGAAGCUCUCCAAGAUCGAGACCCUCACACUGGCCAAGAACUAUAUCAAGUCGCUGACAGCCACCAUACUUACUAUGUCCAGCAGCCGCCUCCCGGGGCUGGAGGCGCCAGGUCCUGCACCAGGCCCUAAACUGUACCAGCACUACCAUCACCAGCAGCAGCAACAGCAGCAGCAGCAGCAGGUGGCUGGGGCCGUGCUCGGUGUCACCGAGGACCAGCCUCAAGGCCACCUGCAACGAUACUCUACACAGAUCCACAGCUUCAGAGAGGGGAGCUAGCACGUGCUUCAGGCUUCCGGGGUGCCUUGGCAGUGCUGACCCAGCCUGCUCAUCUCAGCUGUGGUCCCUCUAGGCCACAAGCCCCAGACUGGUAAUGACACUACUGAGGUCGUUGAGGGGAUUUUGUUGUUGAUGAGAGCUCUUGCGAGGCCCCAGCCGGCUUUGAACUCCUAAUCCUCCUCACCUCCAUCUUCUCUAGGGCUGGGACUACAUCAUUAUAUGGUGCCACGCUGGGGACUAAACUAAGGGCUGUCUGUGGGCUAAGCAGGCACCCUACCAACUGAGCUGCGUUCCCAGCCCAAGGCUGACUUCGGUGACUCCAUUUUCCUUCAAAGUCAGCUCAGACACGAACAUGUGGCAGUUUUUUCCUAGCCACCCAAAGGACAAGGGAGUGAUCUGGGCCUUCGAGGUAUAUCGAGGCCCAGAGCUCCAGAGAAAGCCUACCUGUCCUUACUGCCUUUUGACAAAGGGUGGGCAGGGUGGGAGAGUUCUUGCCUUCCUUACGAUUCAUGUGUGGCGGCUGAGGGAUGAUUCCAGGGAAAACCUUACUUACAAAUGUCCCUGCUACUGCUGAGCCUAAGGUCCGUCCCAUAUUGUGGGGCUACGGGAAAUUGGACCCAAAGUGCCACUCAAUCCCCUCAGGGAAUAUACGGCAAAGCCAAGAUGGUGUCUCAUUUUAUAGGAUUGCCCUGGGCCCAACUCAACAACUGAAGUCAGUCAGAAAGGGCUAGCCAAUCCCAUAGGACUUUAAGUGAAUAAGGUGUCUCUCUCUCUCUCUCUCUCUCUCUCUCUCUCCUCCCUCCCCUCCCUCCUCCUCCCCCCCCACCCCAAAAUGGAGGUCACAUGUGGAUGACUUCAUACAGUGCCUGGAGACUUCUGGAAAAGCUGCAGUGUCCUAGGCUGUGGCUGACCACGACCUCACCCUAAGAUCUGAGGCCCUGUGUGGAGAUCAGGCAGACCCUUGAGGCUCUGUACAAAGAGAGACUUUGCGCUGUGUCCCCUCUCCAUUGCAGGGGAACCCCCGUUCUUGGUAUUUCACGUUCUUCCUGGUUGGCCCGAUGUAUGGCUGCCAUGCGUUUCCUCACGAGCCGCUUGGACGUAGCUCUUGGUACCUUUGGUGUUUUCUCUGAGGCAGAAGUUGGAGUGACAAGCAUGUCCCCUCCCCCGACCUGCUCAUAAAUAAGGAGGGCUGAGUGGUUGGCAGCCUGGCUGCCUCAAUUCCGUCCUCGGGCGUUCCUGCCCCGCUUUUUCUGACAGGCUUCACUACUUUGCUGUCAGUUGUCCUUGGCCUCUUCCUUCCUCCCUUGUCUCUCUGCCCAGAACUGACCUGGAGUUCCUUGGGGCUCAUACCUCCACCCCCACCUUUAGAGUGACAGGAGUCUCGCUAUGUAGCUCAGGCUGGCCCGAAACUGAUUUUUUGAACUUGUGCUUGGUCCAUCCUCCUGCUCCAGCCCCUCCCUCUGCCCCCAAGUGUUGUGAACGCAGGAUAGGGAGAGAGCCCUGGCACCCCAAGAGAUAGAUCAAGGCUAGAUUAGGCCUGGGCGUGUGGGUCCCCUCAUCCCAGUGAGACUUGAUCUGUAGCACUCUCCAGUCCUGGAGAGCUGGUCUGGACCCUUCACGGAUCACACGCAGGCCAGGUGGCGACUAAGGGCCUGUGUGUUCCUCAGGGACGGCUACUGGGAAAGGUCAAUAGUCAGGGAAUUCACCAGUGUGAGCAGAAGCCAGGCACAACUCCAAGUUGGAAAGGCAGAGCCCAGAUAUCUACCUUGCUAGGGAGGACCUGCCCAGUGGAACGCAGGGGCCUCUGCCGACAGACAGUGGCUGGCUUCCACGUGAGCCGAGGCCAGAGCUGGGCUCCUUUUGUCCGACCUUGCAGGAAGCACAGGGGAAGGAAGCUGUCCGCCCAAACUUCUGCCCUAAUGGCUAUGGCCCAGGGCUGUCCAGGUUCACUGUUUGGUAGGGCCACAACUUCGUGGCUCUUUGUCCCCCAUUAGCUGUCCAGUUCUUUAACUGGUGACACAGGACCUAGAUGUCCCUGGGCCAUAUCAAAGGGUCUUUAGGGACUCCAGUCCCACUAGGAGGCUAGGAGACAAGUCUGUGAUACCAGGAAGUCCUGUCGCUCUGUCUCCCUGUCCCAAGCCCAGGGUGAUCCUUUUUUGGAACUGGAGCAUAGGUUGACCUCUAACUUACUACGUGGGGGAGGACGAUGAACUCUGCCUUUAUCUGUUGUGCUGGGGCUGAUUAGAGGUAGGCACUUCCACAUCCAGUUUAGACAGGGCUGGGGCUUGAAGCCAGGGCUCGGAGCAUCCUCAGGGGUGUAGUUACUCUACACCCCUAGUGUGGUCUCUUCCGUCCUGCUGGGUAACGGGGCUGGGUUUAUUCAAGCCCCUGGGAAGGGCUGGGGCCGCCCCUCCCCCUGUGCACCUAGGAUUGAGGCCCGGUGUGGAGACCAGGCAGGGCCUUUACGAAGAAGACCCUGGAGAGACUUGUCCUAAGCCUCCCGAUCUCACCGACUUCACAUGGGCACAAGCAGAGAAACCUGAAGUGCGACCCGUCAGGGAAAAGCCAUGAUGAACAGCAGGGCCUGCGUCUUGCCUGUCACCGCGGUGGAGACGUUCCUUAAAUUCCCUGGUUUUUCUCCCCCUGGUCCCCUCAGAGCACUAAUGAAAUCGUCAGCCGUACCUUAAAGUGAAAAGAUUUCACGGCCACUGUGCUCUGGCCUGAGGAACAGGUGCCUGGAGCCCUGCGCCUUUUUAACAUAAAUGCCUAAUAAAAACCCGCCAGUCA